UAUUAAUAACGAUGUUUUGAUUUGCUUUAAGUCUAAGACGUGACAAAAUAAUUAUAAAAAAUUAAAAUAUAUAAGUAAAUAUUUGCAGCGAUAAUUGAUGCCAUUGCGCCAACAUAUUCAUUUGAUAAUUGGUUUAAAGAAGUAUUUAAAAAAUCAAUAUACUUGUUAUUGUUUAUGUAAUUGUUCAAAUUAUUAGUUUAAAUCAUACGAGAUGAACGUUUACGAAAGUGUUGUAAGAGGUACUCAAGCUAGUCGGUUAAUACUCAUUGAAGAUUCAUAUUUAGCUAAAGGACAGUUUCUAUUACAUCUUAUAUCAGCAAAUCGUAAAUCUUACAACAUUCAUGUACUUUGUUAUGAAAAUUUAGUGCCCAAAUACCAAACUUUAUUUCCUUCUUUGUCUAAUAUUCAAUACCAUGAUUGUAUGACUAACAUUUUGUCUUUAAAUUUAAGUAUGUAUGAAACUGUUUCAAAUAUAAUUGAAAAAUCAACCAGAAAUAUAGUCAUUUUUAUUGAUUCAUUAUCUCUAUAUUUACUUAGAACUGAAUUCAGUAAAGCAUAUAAAGAAUUAUUGGAUAUCACAUCAUCAGAUAAAUUUUCUAAAAUUGUACAAUGUGUGGCAGUGAUACACAAUGAUGUAACAGAACUUAAUCAAAUUGAACACUUGAAAAACAUAUGUAAGACUCAUGUACAAGUACAAAGUACUAACAAUCCGUUACUUUUAAAGCUAAGAUUAGAACAUAAAAGGUCAAAUGGUAAAUGUGUAGUUCAGAAAUUAAAAGGUGAAUUAAAAUCUGAUUGCUCAUUUAAACUAAUAAAUGACUUGCCGCCUCAAAAAGUCGUAGAAGAUAAAGGCAUACCAACAAAUUUAGCUAGUUUUAAAUUAGAUUUGCAAGACAAUGAGAAGAAAGCCAAGGAAGAAUUAAUUUUACCUUAUACUCUCGUGCAAAAUACAUCCAAUACUGGUGGAAUGAUUCAUUAUGUUCCAGAUGAAGCAGAUGACUGGGAUGAGGAAGAUCCGGAUGAUGACUUAGAAAUAUAACAUCAUAUGAUAUAGUUUAUAAAUUGUGUUAUGCAAAUAAAAUAUGUAUGCAUUUUGUUAUGAUAA
Melanaphis sacchari is the source of this 1105-nucleotide messenger RNA. RefSeq names its product elongator complex protein 5 (gene Elp5). Gene Ontology annotation, cellular component: cytosol; elongator holoenzyme complex; nucleus. Gene Ontology annotation, biological process: tRNA wobble uridine modification. Bases 212 to 1039 code for a protein of 275 amino acids. Gene Ontology annotation, molecular function: tRNA binding. NCBI's taxonomy places the organism in Eukaryota, Metazoa, Arthropoda, Insecta, Hemiptera, Aphididae. The transcript has 5 exons. The record is from RefSeq and is a predicted model, not a curated record.